AUGGUGGCUUACAAGGAGAAUGAAGUCAGUCUUCGACGAGUUCAAGUACGUGGUUUUUGUGGACACUACUUCGAGGCCGGCUUUGAUGUGAUAAAAGCUCUUUCCAAUCACAGCCGUUUUAUAUUCCAUAGCAUGAAUGCCUUUGUGUUUAAAUAUGGGAACAAGGGCCGGCACCCAAGCAGUGGCGGUAAACAGAUUCUGUCAUUGUUGACCCAGAGAACAUUAUAG
This is a messenger RNA of Triticum turgidum subsp. durum (durum wheat), 228 nucleotides long. NCBI's taxonomy places the organism in Eukaryota, Viridiplantae, Streptophyta, Magnoliopsida, Poales, Poaceae. The record is from the annotation of a GenBank genome assembly.